CCUUCACUCAUUGUAUACUCCUAAGUCCUAAUCAAUCUCUCUCUCUCUCUCUCCCUCUUCUCUCUCUACCAUGGAAAAACAUAUCAAUAUAGAAGAAAGUGAUGCUAAUGAAAAUUUUGCUACAUCCUCAACAACAUCAUCGACUUCAUCAAAUUCAGAUACAAGCACCAGACACGACACAAAAGCCUCUCCAAAGGAUUGCAAGAAGAGGAAGAGAAAUAGUGAAAGUGAUGAAAAUAAUAGCAAACAUCCAACUUAUAGAGGAGUUAGGAUGAGAAAUUGGGGAAAAUUUGUUUGUGAGAUUCGUGAGCCGAAGAAAAAAUCAAGAAUAUGGCUUGGAACAUACCCUACAGCUGAAAUGGCAGCUAGAGCACAUGAUGUAGCUGCUUUAGCUAUAAAAGGUCAUUCAGCAUACCUUAAUUUCCCUGAAUUAGCAAAAGCACUUCCAAAGCCAAUAAGCACUUCUCCAAAAGACAUUCAAGCUGCAGCUGCAAAAGCAGCUAAUAACACUUCAUUUGAAGCUCAAGUUGAAGCAAGACAAGAAAAUCAACAUGACUCCUCUUCAAGUUCAACAUUUACUAAUGAUGAUGCUACAUUGUUUGAUUUGCCAGAUCUUUUUCCUGAUGAUGGAAACAAUGGACUUUGUUCUUAUUCUUCAAAAAAUUCUUCUUGGUAUUUAUGUUCUGUUGAUAGUGGAUUUAGGCUUGAGGAACCAUCUUUUUGGGAGAAAUACUAGUGAUUAUGGUAAAAAAAAUGUAACAUUUUCAGAGUUUGUUUUGUUUUUUAGUCACAGCAUUUGCAGAAUCUACACAAAGAAUACAUUUUUGUAUGUAAUUAAAACUGUUGUCCCAUUUAACUAUUCUGCUGUGAUUUGAUUGAAACAUAUUACAUAGAAACUCCCAAAGAUAACAUUUUUGUUUUACUUUUGUGGUGAAUAAUGAUGUGAUUAAAGUGAGUAAAGAGUCUCUAAUCCAUGGUCAGGUAAUGAUUAUGGUAAAAUUAAGGUUAUUUACUGGAUUUGGGCCCAUUAUAGCACAUCUUACUUUUAGUUUAGAUAGAUUGAAAAUUUAUCACAAAUU
Molecule: messenger RNA, 1079 nt
Organism: Trifolium pratense (red clover)
Lineage: Eukaryota; Viridiplantae; Streptophyta; Magnoliopsida; Fabales; Fabaceae
Product: ethylene-responsive transcription factor ERF034-like
Exons: 1
Coding region: 71-736 (221 amino acids)
Biological process (GO): regulation of DNA-templated transcription
Molecular function (GO): DNA binding; DNA-binding transcription factor activity
Source: RefSeq, a predicted model, not a curated record